Messenger RNA from Oreochromis niloticus (Nile tilapia), 1882 nucleotides. RefSeq names its product alanine aminotransferase 1. The record is from RefSeq and is a predicted model, not a curated record. Gene Ontology annotation, molecular function: pyridoxal phosphate binding; transaminase activity. Bases 142 to 1545 code for a protein of 467 amino acids. Gene Ontology annotation, biological process: biosynthetic process. NCBI's taxonomy places the organism in Eukaryota, Metazoa, Chordata, Actinopteri, Cichliformes, Cichlidae. The transcript is spliced from 11 exons.
CAAGUCCUUUGGUAAAUGAUUCUGCUCACAUCAAGCUGAGAAGGAAGAAAAGACUCAGCUCACCUCCCCCACACUUCUGUUGGUCUGAACAAAGUAAAGAGGGUUACAGUAAUAUGUGUCCUGCAGGACAUCAAUUCAAACAUGUGGAACAUGAAGCAGUUAGCGUAUGGAGCCCUGGCAAGACGAGCAAACCAGAUCAAGGACGAGCUCAGACAGGGAGUGAGAAAACCCUACAAAGAAGUGAUAGAUGUCUUCCAGGGUGAUUUACACGGGGCAGGAAUGAAACCUCUGACAUUUGUCAGACAGGUUCUUGCAGCGUGUGUUUACCCGCCGCUUAUCAACAGCAACAAUCUGCCACUGGAUGUAAGACAGAGGGCCCAGAAGGAGCUGGGGAGAUGUGUUGGAGGGAGUGUAGGUUCAUAUUCUGCUGCAGCUGGUAUACCAGAAAUCGUCCACAGCAUCUCUGAAUUCAUAAAGAGACGAGACGGAGGAAUUCCAUCUCACCCCGAGAACAUUUACAUCAGCCCUGGCUCACAGUGGUCAAUCUCGAACAUUCUCAAUGUCUUAGUGAACCGUGAGGCUUCACCCAGAACAGGUGUGUUGAUUCCAGUGCCAUGCUACAACAUAACCGUGUUGUCCAUAACGCAGUUGGGUGCAGUCACCGUCCCUUAUUACCUGAGUGAGGAGCAGGCAUGGGCGCUGCAGGUGGAAGAGCUGCAGCGAGCGCUCGAAUCUGCAAAGGGAGUCUGUAGUCCUGUGGCUCUGUACGUCAUCAACCCCGGAAAUCCAGCAGGUUAUGUUCAGAGCCAAAAAUCAGUGCAAGAGGUGAUCCGGUUUGCUUGGGAAAAGAGGCUCUUUCUUCUGGUUGAUGAGCUCUACCAGGACUGUGUUUAUGGGGAAAACUGUGAGUUUGUCUCCUACAAAAGGACUUUGAGCGAGAUGGGGCCUCCUUUCUCAGGCACAGUGGAGCUGGCGUCCUUUCACUCAGUGUCCAAAGGCUUCUUGGGAGAGUGUGGUCUCCGUGCUGGAUAUGUCGAGCUGGUAAAUCUGGAUCCUGCUGUCAUGAAACACAUCCACACAAUUUUCUCCAAAGAUUCUUGCGCACCAGUUUUAGGUCAGAUUGCCCUGGAUCUGAUGACGGACCCUCCAAAGCCAGGAGACCCCUCGUACCCGCUCUAUAAACAGGAGAUUGAGCACAUCAGGGCUGUGCUGGUUCAUAACGUGAAGAGAGUCCACGAGGUUAUCAACAGCCUACCAGGAUUCAGCUGCCCACCCCUUGAAGGAGGAUUGUUUGCGUUCCCCAGACUGAACCUCACUCCAAAAGCCGUUCAGAAAGCCAAGGAAUUAGGACUGCAGCCAGACACAUUCUACUGUACGAGACUGCUAGAAGAAGGUGGAGUGUUUACCAGUCCUGGUUGGGAGUACGGACAAAAGGAGGGCACCUACCACAUCAGAUUUUGCAUUGCGGCCCCUCAGGACAUCAUGGAGGAAUUACUGAGACGCCUGAGCAGCUUCCACAUGACAUUUAUGAAGGAUUUUUCUUAAAGAAAAAGGAAAAGUUUCCUCUGGAGUUUCAUUUGUCUGUAAUCCCAUAACUCUAUAUAGAAAAUCAAACCAUUUUUGAAACAGCGAUGUCGAUUUUAAUAAAUAUGACGUUUAUUGCAUACAAUCUUUGGUCAGCCAUCUUUUGUAACUACCCAUUAGAGUAAGAGCCAACUUCAGCUUUUCGGAAAGCAACUAAUCAUAUAUUACAAGUUCCAAAUUCAAAUGAGGCCUUACAUCAGCCAUCCUUAAAAAAAAAAAAGCAGCAGACUAUAGUGUGUUCUUUAAAGAGUUCCUGAUAAAUUCAGUGAUUUCACAAUGGACUCCAGCACUAAAACAG